Messenger RNA from Rubroshorea leprosula, 806 nucleotides. The record is from the annotation of a GenBank genome assembly. NCBI's taxonomy places the organism in Eukaryota, Viridiplantae, Streptophyta, Magnoliopsida, Malvales, Dipterocarpaceae.
UAGAUUAGGGUUCUCAAGGGAGAACCCACACAGAUUUAGAAAGGGCAGAAGGAGGAAGAAGAAGGGAGGAGAGAGAAAGAAGAAGAAAGAGGUAGAAUGAGGAGGGGAAACAAGCAAGAAGGUUGGGAAAGAAGAAGAGGCACAGUUACAUAUAUUUUCAACCUUCCCCUGUCUCCGUUUCGUUUCGUCAUUCACACUCUGCUCUGAUCUGUUCACCCUCUCCGCAAGCCCGUUUCUCCGCCGUAGCUGAGACAGCCAUCUCUCCCCUCCCAGAAUCAUGUUGUUCUUUUCGUACUUCAAGGACUUGGUUGGCAGAGAAGUGACAGUGGAGCUGAAGAAUGAUUUGGCUAUCAGAGGAACCCUUCACUCCGUCGAUCAGUACCUCAAUAUCAAGCUCGAGAAUACUAGGGUUGUCGAUCAAGACAAGUAUCCUCACAUGCUUUCGGUGAGGAACUGUUUCAUUAGAGGAUCAGUUGUGAGAUAUGUUCAACUACCACCUGAUGGAGUGGAUGUUGAAUUGCUUCAUGAUGCAACAAGGAGAGAAGCCCGUGGUGGCUGAAAUUCACUGGCCUUUUAUGUAUAUUGUAAUGAACAUCAAAACAUCUGCAUUUGAUACUUUUGCUUGUUACAGUCUUUGGUUCAUGUCAGCCUUCUUAACAUUUCACUGGGCAUAGGGCUGUAUCAUGCCUCUAUCCUGUAUGGUUGUCCCCCUUGCAAGAUAAUCAAAGGAACCUGCUUGGUGUUAACCAGUUGAACUUUCUAAAAAUAUUUGUUGCUAGAGACAUACAGGCAGAGUCAGUAGCCAA